CAAACUGCAUAGGUGUGACCAUUUGGAAACUCGGGCAAUGCCUGAGGGCCCGGGGUCAGAAGGGGGCCCCAUGAGAUGCCCCUGGUACCUUUUUUUUUUUCAUAGGCUUUUUUGAGUUUGGGCAAGGACACAGGGGCCCCAUGAUCCCCUAUUGCCCGGGGGCCCCAUGAGUUGUCAGUCCGCCCCUGGUGGUAAUUCUGGCAGAAAAGGGGGCGUUAGGUGGUUGCCCCAGUUCCCAUAUAUGGGUCCCAGCUGUGAGUAUGUCUGCCACAUG
Messenger RNA from Staurois parvus, 274 nucleotides. NCBI's taxonomy places the organism in Eukaryota, Metazoa, Chordata, Amphibia, Anura, Ranidae. The record is from the annotation of a GenBank genome assembly.